Messenger RNA from Hylaeus volcanicus, 2762 nucleotides. RefSeq lists its product as uncharacterized. The record is from RefSeq and is a predicted model, not a curated record. Gene Ontology annotation, molecular function: protein binding. The coding region runs from base 213 to 2642 and encodes 809 amino acids. The transcript has 8 exons. Gene Ontology annotation, cellular component: centriole. Lineage: Eukaryota; Metazoa; Arthropoda; Insecta; Hymenoptera; Colletidae. Gene Ontology annotation, biological process: centriole replication; regulation of cytokinesis; centrosome duplication.
CUGGUCUCUACUAAUACUGAAAAACCGAACCCAACCUGUUAAAUCGUUACGUUACAACCGUUACUACACACAUUACGAAUGGUUACAAAUUACAAAUAGAAAUUGCACUCCUUUAACUAGAAUCAAGAUAACUAUGUAACAUUAUCGUCGAAUUAUUUUGUUCGUAUCUUCGUGAAAACGAACGCAGAUCUGUUUAGAGAGUUGAUAAAAAUAUGGAAGGUCUAUCGUAUAUUUCGUGUAUCAAAGUUAACGGAGUUCCUAUCUUACCGCCUAUGAUGACUAAAGAUAUUAGAGAGGAAAUGUCCGCUUAUAAACAAAUUGCAAUUAGUCUAGAAAAACAAUUAAUGGCUUUACGUGAUUCGCGAUUUAAAAAAAGACAUUGCCAUUCAAAAGAGAAUUUAAUUCCUUUUGAGUGCAACAAUAUCAAUCGGAAUGAGAGAAAUGUUAUGGAUACCGAUGAUGUUUCGCCAGAAACUUUUGAAAGUCCUGAUGAAAAUGCAAAACAAAUCUUACCAUGGAAUAAGCACAGGUCAGACACAGAAUGUACAUCUGACCAUCAAAUAAAUAUAGCUUCUAAUAUUUACUCGAGACCAGGAUUGAUCGCUACGAGCGGUGUUGCGGACAAUUGUCAGAACGGAGUAUCUUUGACGAAACCUAGUACUAUUACGACAGAGUCAGAGAUUUUGAAACCACAAGUGCCUAAAACAUUAAAUAUUAUUCCAUUGACUUUGGGAAAUCCUAACUGUGGAGAAGAUGAAAAAUACCAAAGAAAUGGUUUGCAUAAUACAGAAGAUAUUCCUAAAUUAGUACGUCAAGGUUCCUAUGUGUUGGAUACUCCGAGUCCCAUACUACUGGCACAUAUGAAAAUGGAAUUGUCUAGUUCAACUACUGAUCCUUGUACAGAAUAUGUUCCAACAUCGUGUACAAAUACAGUACGUCGGAAAGAAUGGAAUAUCGCACAAGCUAAGAUGGAAUGGGAAAAUGAGUCCAAGAGCAAACAUUGUAUUCCCGUAGAAUCGUUCAGGAUUUCUUCGAAACAAACAAAAAAUUGCGACUCUUAUACCACUUCCCAAUUGUGCAAGUCACUUUCGUUUCAGACACAAUCUGAACCUUUUUUCGUAGCAUACCCAUUCGCAAGAUCUGUUGAUUGUAUUCAAACAAUGCUAGCAAAUGAAAAUGUGAACAGAAGUAACGUUCAAAUGAAAUAUGAUAGACGGUAUCCUAAGGAAUACAAAGAUGAAAAGAAACAGAGAUUUGAAAAAGGGAAAAAAUACGAUAGUUCUUUUACUUCCCCAUCGGCGUACAAACAUGGAGUUUCUUUGGAAAAUUUAAGCAGUACCGAUGUUCCAAUCUACAAAUACACAGAGAGCGAAGAUAAUACAAUUUCGACGAGCAAUAAUUUUAUAAAAGAAAUCGCAAAAAAUAUACCAACAGAAAAUUCUAUACUCAAUUUAAAAUCUUCUAUCGCAUCCGAUAAACUUUUAACGGUUUACAAAAAGGUACAAGAAAUGCAUAAAAAACAAAUGAUCGAAUUAGUGUCUCGACAGCAAAGAGAACAGUUACUGCUCCAAAAGGAGUUUGAAAAGCAACAGUUACUUUUACUUAGAGAGAUCAAAAAAUCCUUCCCAGAAAUUUCAGUUCCGUUGCUCACUGAAAAUAUUUUGUCUACCGCGUUCAGCCAAGGCACUCCUAACAGUGAAAAACAUUUUGAAAACAUUGAUCGUAGUACAGAAAAUCUGAAAAAUCUGAAAAGUAAUUUACAAGAAGAAAACGAAGUAACACAUUUACGAGAGAAUAAUGCAAGCUUGAUUCCAUGUCUACUGGACUAUGUUUAUUCCGAAAAGAAUCUUUGUAAGCCGGAAUCUUGUUCCAGUAAAUCUUCGCUCUCGAUAGACACAUUAGAGAUGGAAUCGUUACAUAAAACCAAUAAUUCUGUAACUAUGGUUGCAAAAGAAGAAGCAGAGACUCGAUUAGACGUUAGAAGGACUAACGAAAAAAAAUUGGUAGAAGAGGGUCACGAAUGGAAACGUUUGAAUGUUAGUCGACAAUUAUUUCCUUUAGAUAGUAAAACGAUUCAUGUACCAGUGCUCGAUAGAACAAUAUAUGGAAGUAAACAUAUUGAAGCAGCAACUGUGAUCAAUGCAUAUACUAGAGGCUAUUUAAUACGUAGAUUGAUGCGAACAGAACGCGUAGUUGCUUUGAAAAAUACAUACAAGGAAGCUUUGCACUGUAUGCUGAAGCUUCACGUUGACGCACCGCUUAAUCGAUCAGAGAUUAGUUUUCUACAUCGGCUUCAACUACAGUGCGAUGCAGCUUCUAUGAAUAUAGUGGAGUUAUUUGCCCAAAGUCCUGAGAAAAGAAUGCAAGUAAUAGCGCAAGAUCGUGAAAUCAAGCAAUCUCGCAUAGAACGUCCGAUGUCUGCCAGAUCGUACUCGUUUGCAACUCAGCGGACCUUAGCCAGGAAAAAACUGAAGGAGAUGGAAGAAUAUCAGCCAACUUCGUUUGCGCGUUCAUGUUCCUCAAGAUCUAGAUGUCAAACUUGGACAUCCGAUGUAGAAGAAAAACUCAUCUCACCAAACAUUUUAUAUCAUAGUAUUAAAAGGAGUACUAGUGCUGGGACUGUAAGGAAACCAUGGCGAUGAAACUUGUAUUAGUGCCUUUCAUCAUUCUAAUUUUAUUAUGUUGCGUACACGUACAAGAUAUAACGUGUAAACAAGCCCACUCCGUGCCUAAAUUUUUAAUAAAUUUGUUUUAUAUUAAGA